Molecule: messenger RNA, 652 nt
Organism: Asparagus officinalis (garden asparagus)
Lineage: Eukaryota; Viridiplantae; Streptophyta; Magnoliopsida; Asparagales; Asparagaceae
Exons: 2
Coding region: 156-548 (130 amino acids)
Biological process (GO): translation
Cellular component (GO): ribosome
Molecular function (GO): structural constituent of ribosome; 5S rRNA binding
Source: RefSeq, a predicted model, not a curated record
AAAAGUCCAUCGCCAACCACACGGCGGUCCUGAGCCUCAGCUACUCGGGUUUCCUCCUCAAAGUUCGCCGGCGUCCUUCGUUACCUCUCUCACGCUGUUGGCGAUUCUUCAACUACUGCCAGCGCGAACGGUUGACCUGUACAUUAUUAAAACAAAUGAAUCGAAUUCCUCCAGCACAACCAUUAACAAAGAGAUACAAACUGCGACUGUUCAUAUCACUCAAAUACGUGACGGCCAACAUCGUUGACAGACAAAGCGGUCGCAUAGUCGUGACGGCAUCCUCAGUAGAGAAACCACUAAAAGAAGGGCUCGAGUGCAGGCGAACGUGCAACGCUAAAGCUGCGGCAGCUGUAGGAGAGGUGCUCGCGAUGCGUCUCAAGGUUGAUGGUUUAGCGCAGGAGAGGAUCCAUGCUGAUGCAGCGAAGGAGGUUGAGAAGAAGGGAUUUAAGAAUAGUACGAAGGUUUGGGCUGUAUUCAAUGCUUUGAGAUCACAUGGGAUUAAUCUAAUUCUUGAUAAUGAUGGUAAGUAUCCUCCCUAUAUGUACUAAUGAGGAUGUUUAAGGAUAUAAUUGUGUCAUUAUCGAUAUGUAUCGGUUAAUCGAAGUUUUACUAUUAGAGCGCCCUGAGUCCAACAGGACCUGUUAUUUGUUGA